GUAGGCUGGCAGCGAAUUGUUUAGCAGCAUUUAUUCCAGUAAUCUAUAAAAAUCGUUCGAGAAUGGCGUAUAUUCGAAAUUUUCUGAAUUCCCCAAAUGGCUGGAGUCGACUCAAUGAAAAUAUCAAUCAAAUAAACGCGCUGAAUAGCUGCUUCUAUUUCUUCAGCUUAAAAACGGGCUGCAAGUUGAUAGCCGUAUUCGAGGCCUUGGUAAAUGUGCUCCAAAUGUACAGCAUUUACAUCACGGAGAUGGAGAUCAAGACCACAACCACGGAGUCACCGGACUCGCUGUUGGUCACCAGGGAACCGGACGGAGAUAUGCUGGGACCCAACACCAUGAUGCCGAUGUUUGAGAGCAACCUCUACUUCCAAAGGGCACUCAGCUCGUUGACUAUCUUCAGAUCCUUGCUGCUUAUCAUAGGUGCUGAAUGGAGCCACUUAUCCUGUCUCGUCCUUUGGAUUUGCAUUACGUUCAUCACCUUGCUAAUCAGCACUUGUAUUGAUAUCAUACAAAAUGGCAACCUGCCGACCCUGUUUAUUUCUACUAUUUCAAUUUUUCUCGAAAUCUAUUUCUGCGCAGUGGUUGCCUCGUUGGUUUUGAAGUUGCAGCAAAAACUUCGUCGUAAUGUGCAAGAAUCGGAAGUCCUUUACACGCGCAACGAGGAAGUUUAAUUAACGCGGAAUAAAUGAAUUAUACUUUUA
Messenger RNA from Drosophila santomea, 701 nucleotides. RefSeq lists its product as uncharacterized. The transcript is spliced from 3 exons. The record is from RefSeq and is a predicted model, not a curated record. NCBI's taxonomy places the organism in Eukaryota, Metazoa, Arthropoda, Insecta, Diptera, Drosophilidae. The coding region runs from base 63 to 671 and encodes 202 amino acids.